GUUUGGAUUAUUGCAAUUCAGAUUCUCAGACAUAAGUAACGUUGGGCAGGGGUGGCUUGGUCACUUCAUGCGCUAGCAGAAGGAGCUCAGAGACUAACUUGAGCGUGUUCUUCCGUCUCAUUUCUCAACCUUAUUUUCUGUGGCUCUGCGUCUCUCAGCUUGAGCUCUAAUAGUGAGACUGGAAAACACAGAGGAUGGCAAAGAAGAAGAACACGCUGGUUUUUAUGGAUAUUUCUAUCGAUGGUGAUCCUAUUGAAAGAAUGGUUUUUGAGCUGUUCUACGAUGUUGCACCCAAGACUGCUGAAAAUUUUCGUUCCCUCUGUACAGGUGAAAAGGGAAUUGGACCUAAAACAGGACGACCACUGCAUUUCAAAGGGACCUUCUUUCACCGCAUCAUUAGGGGUUCCAUGGCAGAGUUACCCUUGUUUGGUGUAGGAUACAGGGCUGACGCUCACGACUGCUUUUCUUGUGAUGUAGUUUUAAGCUUAUGCUUUAUCUUGCAGGGUGGCGAUUUAUUGAGACAAGAUGGUGCUGGUGGAGAAAGCAUAUAUGGGGGGAAGUUUCCAGACGAGUCACCCCAGCUAAAGCAUGAUGGACCUGGUCUACUUUCUAUGUCAAUUUCUGAUCGUGACAUUUCUGGUUCUAUUUUCGUCGUCACUUUUAAGGCCAGCCAUCAUCUUGACAGGAAGUAUGUAGUUUUUGGUAAGCUUGUGAAAGGAGAUGAAGUACUGAAAAAAAUUGAAGAUGCUGGCGAUGAAGAAGGAAGACCAGUUGUAACAGUGAAAGUGAUCAAGUGUGGGGAAUUCAAUGAGGACGUGAAAAAAUUAAGUAAACUGAAGGCAGGAAAGGAUGCUUCCCCUGAUGCCUAUAGUCGUGAAAUACGGAAGAGGGGAAAACACAAGAAAUCUUCAAGAGACAGAAGGAAGAAGAGGAGAAGAUACUAUUCAUCUGAUACGGAGAGUUCCUCUGAUUUUGAAACAGAUGAAUCUGAAUCUGAUAGUGAUUCCGAUUCAUCUUUAUCAUCAUCAACUGAUGCAACCUCUUCGAGUGAUGACAGGCGCAAAAAGAGGAAGAGGUCUUCUAAAAGAGACAAAUAUAAGCGUCUCAAAAGAAGAGAUAGGAAGCGUGAUAAGAAGCGAAAGCGGCAUGAUAAGAGAUUGAAGCACCGAUCAAGAAGGGCCUUGGAUGGUCUUUCCAAUUCUGAGAGUGAGAGCAAAAGUGGAAGUAGCUCUGAUGAUGGUCUUGAUGCUCAAGGACAGGGUAAAACAUGUAAAGAACUUUCACAGAAAGCUGCUGCGCAUCUAUCUCUUAUGACAGGAGAUGAAAAAACUGUUUCUGUACGAUGUAAAUGGAGAGAGGAAGCAGGUGUUAUUGAGAAGGAAAGCAGUCGGUCCCCCAAAGAAAAUGGUGAACAACAUAGCAAUGGCAUCGAAGCAUAUGCUAAGUCUAAUGGGAGUACUGAUAGACAGCCUGAUGUGGUCGAUGAUCACCCAGGCAAAUCUAGGAGCAGAAGCAUGAGUCCGAAGAGGACCAUGAGUAAGAGUAUGAGUAUUAGUCCCAGGAAGAGAAUGAGCAGGAGCCCAAGUGCUAGCCCUAAGAGGAGCAUGAGCAGAAUAGCAAGAGUCAGUAGAAGCCCUCCUCCUGUCACACGGAGGAGUAUCAGCAGAAGUCCUGUCAGAAGUGUUAGCAGUCGGAGCCCAUCUGUAAGCAGAAGCCCAGUGAGGGGCAGAAAGGGUCGUAGCAUCAGCAGAAGCCCGGUGAGGGUCCAGUCUCGAAGAAGCAUUAGUAGGAGCCCCGUGAAAUCCUUGUCUCGGAGAAGCCUUACUAGAAGUCCAGCCAGAACAUCUUCUCGGAGGUCUUUUAGCAGAAGCCCGGUGAGAUCUUCUCGAAGAAGCAUAAGCCGGAGUUCAGGCCGGGCUCCUUCUAGGAGAAGUAUUAGCAGAAGUCCGAUUAAGCCCCCAAGCAGGAAUACUCGUCGCAGAUAUUCACGGAGCCCUUCCCCUGUACGUAGGACCAGGUCACCUCCUUCUGCUCGAGGAAGAAGUUUGUCUAGAAGUGAUUCUCUUGAUGGCUCCUCCAAGCGAAUUAGAAGGGGACGAGGUUUUAGUCAGCGUUACUCUUUUGCUCGGCAAUACCGAACCCCCUCUCCAGAUCGUUCUCCUGUUCGAUCUUAUCGUUACGGUGGCAGAGUUGACCGUGACAGAUAUUCGAGUUACAGAAGGUAUUCUCCUAGGCGUUAUAGAAGUCCACCAAGAGGAAGAACUCCUCCAAGGUACAGGAGGAGCAGGAGAAGCAGAACAAGGAGCCCCUCUGUAUCACGCAGGAGAGGCACCUCUGUAUCACGCAGUCCAAACUAUCGCAGUCGUCGUUCUAGUCAUAGUCAUAGUCCCAUUCGGAGUCGAUCCCCAGUUGAAGUAUCUAGAUCUCGGGUAUCACUACGGGCCGAGAGGCGUAGGUCACCUUUGAGGAGCAGGAGCCCAUCAGAGUCUCACUCAUCAUUGGAAUCCCGUUCUCCUAGGCGACUAAGCAAAGAUAGGUCAAGGUCGACUUCUGGAAGCCCUGCAAAUAAGAAGGUCCAGGCAUCGUACGAUGAUGGUUCUCCUGACUCGGGUCAACUGUAAAAUGAGCGAAAAUCAGAGCAUCGAUUGUGCUUUUGGUUUGGAUGAGCACUAGUUUCUCUGCAUGCUAUCCCAUCUGGACUUACAUUGAUCUCCUUCUCGUCAGAGUCUAUGAUCAGUUGUUAAAUGUCCGUUUUAUAGUAUGUUCUAGAUUGAUUGAUCCGUGGUCUGCUGUUAAGGCUUUAUUUUCAAUAAUGGAUUUAAAGAGUCAUAUGAGGUUGGUGUGUUUAAGAAAGCAUGUCUUUACUUUUA
Messenger RNA from Tripterygium wilfordii, 2870 nucleotides. RefSeq names its product peptidyl-prolyl cis-trans isomerase CYP95-like. The record is from RefSeq and is a predicted model, not a curated record. The transcript is spliced from 15 exons. Bases 195 to 2621 code for a protein of 808 amino acids. Gene Ontology annotation, biological process: protein peptidyl-prolyl isomerization. Gene Ontology annotation, molecular function: peptidyl-prolyl cis-trans isomerase activity. Lineage: Eukaryota; Viridiplantae; Streptophyta; Magnoliopsida; Celastrales; Celastraceae.